Messenger RNA from Entamoeba nuttalli P19, 573 nucleotides. RefSeq lists its product as hypothetical. Bases 1 to 573 code for a protein of 190 amino acids. The transcript has a single exon. The record is from RefSeq and is a predicted model, not a curated record. NCBI's taxonomy places the organism in Eukaryota, Evosea, Mastigamoebida, Endamoebidae.
AUGGAAAAACAAACAAAGCAAGAAAUAGAAAAAAGUAUUGAAGAAAGUGGAUAUGAAGAAUUAAUUCAACUUAUUGAAGGGUAUUCAAGAAAAACAGAGAAAAUAAUCAAAAUAAUGAAAGAAUACAUGAUUACGGAGAAAAGAUAUAAAAGACCAGAAGAAGGAGAUGGAUUUAAAGCGUGGGAAACACAUUAUGACCAAAUGGAUGAAAUGUUUAUGAAGAAGCAAAACAUUUAUUCAGAAAUCAAUAAAAUUGAAAAAGAAGGAGAAAGAAUGAUGGAAAGAAUGAGAGAAAUAGGAGAAGAAGAAGAAAAGAAGAUGAGAGAGUUAACAUCAUAUAUGAACCAAGUUAUCAAUAAUAUGAUAGGAAAACGAGAAGAGGAAUAUGAAAGAAACAUGGAAGGUAAAAGUGAGAAAGAACAAGAAGUGAUGCUGAAGAAACUAGAGAAAGAAAUUGAAGAAAUGGAAAGAUUAAAGACAGUUGAACCUGUUAAAUUUGUCGGAGAAAAGAAAAAGAAAGGAACAAAAAAAAUAAGAUAUGAAAUUCCAAAACCAAAAAAUAUGAAAAAAUAA